AUGCCCUAUCGAUCCAUGCGUUCCAACGGUAACCCCCAUCACCAAAAUCACCAGUGUCAGGACUCUCGUCGCCAACACCAUCGAGAUGAUCGAGAUGAACAACCGCGGCGCAACAGCACCAGGAACGAUCGGUCCGCUCAACAAAACCCGAAGAAACGCAAGGGAGGCCCGGCAUCUAUUGUAGAACUCCUUCAUCAUCACAAGUCUGCAAAAACGAAAGGAUUAGUUGUCAAAAAACUAGGAAACCGGUUAGACGAUUACAAGGACACUGCCAGAUGGAUCGCUAGCAGUUUUGACCCCAACCUUGGCUGGAUUCAAAUCCUUUACACUGGCAUCAUCGAGUCAUUUGAGCUUGGCAACGACUCGGAGCUUUCAAUGGGACUACCUACAGAUGAUAGUGUUAAGGCCGAUUGUCUUGAAGCAUUCAAUAUCUUGAAGAAGAAGAUAGGAGAAGAUAUUUUGCUACGUGAUAUGGACAGGCUGCUUGAGGAUGGAAUGGUUGAUGAGUUGGCUAAGCUGCUUGAUCGCAGUUCCAGUGACGAAAGAACCCAGGAUACGCGAGACCUGAAAGAGAAUGCCUUACACUACCUUCAACUAGCCCUCGGCAUCGAUUCCUUCAACCCGCCUAUCAAUCCACAUGCCACGAAGUCUCUAACAAGAGGCCUCAAUCAUCCGCAGAUUGCCCGUGUGGUGAUUCCUGCCGCUAUGGUCGCCGAGUUCGAUGCAGACCAAAAACAGUUCCUGGAGAAGGUAGAAAACGGCGAAAUACAAUAUAACGAAGAUGAUUUCGGCCUCUGCAUGUAUCAAGACGGAAUUUUCGACCCCACGGAUAUCGAGAGUGGCCUUUUCCAAUCUUUGUUUCUAGUACUAUGCUGGAAAUGUAUUUUCCUCGGAAAGCAGGCAGCAGCAAACCACGGAAAGAAGAAUAUGAAAGGUAAAGGGGGUACGGCUGCUAAGCACGACUUGGGCAGAGUCACUAAGCGUACCAUCGCGUACGCUGUUGUUCAGGCUCUUCACGCUAUCGGCUCUAGCAAUGAUUGGCGUGUUGACGAUCAAGGCAUACCAAAAACAGACGUAUGGGACUCAGUCCUCGAUACGUUUAAUGGUGAUCCGGAGUUUGAGGAACAAUGCUUAAAGUGGUGGAACACGGUUGGGAUAUCUGGUAUUUCCCUCAACAGCAAGCAGAACAAGACAGAACGAAUCAAGAAGUCCAGGAUUCACCCCAACUCGAUGAGAGAGAAAAUGGAACUUCAGUGGCAGCAGAAGCGAUUGGAGAGAGAAGCUGCAGCCACUGACCCUGCAGCCACUGCUACCCGUGUCAACGUUCCGUCUAGUUGUACUGUUCACCCUACGCCAUCUAACGACACGGACCCUUCCCAAGCGGCCAACAUCGAGUAUCCAGAGGAACGCCAUAUCUAUGAGACGCAAAUAGUUGCCGCUGGGACUCAGUUCAGGAAGACCGAGGUUUCUCGUGCUGACGCCGCUACUGAUCAAGAAGGUUCUACAACUGAGCCAGACAGCGACGAGGAUCCCGUUAUUCAGAAGAAAAGGAAGUCGAGAAGCUAUCGCAAGAAGGCGACCGUCGAGGUGAUUGAAGACGGGGAGGAAGAAGCAAGCGAUAACGACAAUCAACCUCUACUACCACCUCGCCUGACUGGAAGUCGUCACCAUCAUCAAAAAUGA
Marasmius oreades (fairy-ring Marasmius) is the source of this 1683-nucleotide messenger RNA. RefSeq lists its product as uncharacterized. Bases 1 to 1683 code for a protein of 560 amino acids. The record is from RefSeq and is a predicted model, not a curated record. Lineage: Eukaryota; Fungi; Basidiomycota; Agaricomycetes; Agaricales; Marasmiaceae. The transcript has 9 exons.